AUGUUUAAGACGCGUCAGUAUCUGCUUCCACUAGUUCUCCUGACGACAAUCACACUAUCCUCAAGUAAUGUACUUCCAAUACUAAUUAACAAAGUAGACUCAGAUUCCUUAUUGGACGACCAAGAUAGUGACAAUACUUUUAAUAACAGACAAACUCGUAUAAAUCCCAAUAUAUUUUAUAAAGUUUUUAUUGGAACAUCAAAAGAUAAUUUACCGAAGAAAUCUCAAGGAUCUCGACUUAAAUAUUUAGAGAAAGACAAUAACCCAGACAGAAGGACAUUCAAUGGGCUAAUCGAAAAUGAAGAUAAUUAUGAUGAUGAGGGCUUUCGAAAAGAGCAGUGGCACAAUUACCCGAGGCAGUUAGAUCGACUUCAUAAAAAUUUAUAUAUUUAUAAGAUACUUGAAAAGAUUAUCGAUACUAACGACUUAGAACGACCAAAACGUGUAGAUAAAACUCGACAUGAUGUCUAUCAAUACUCGAGCGAUGAUAUUCUUAGCAACUUUGGCCCAGAUGUAAUAGCUGGUCCACUUUUAAUCUUAAAGAUACGACUAGCGUAUUUAACUAGUAAUUUAAAUAACCACGAUUCCAACAAAUACAUUUACAGCCAUUCGGAUCCAUUAGAUUUGACAUCACAAAAUGACGAAAUGACCAGUGAAGAAAAUGCAUUACUUGAUAAUGAUGAUAAAUCUAUUGUAAAGAUAAAAAGGAAUGGAAAACUCACGAAUGCAGAUAUACAAUUUUUAGAGAACUCAUCGAACGAAAAGAAAACUGUGAAAAAGAGAAUAUUUUCUUUAUGGAGCCGUUUGCAAAGCCUGUCACACAGAGGUCAUGAGCUCCACCACCGCAGGCACAUGUACGCGUUCUACGGUCUACCAGAAGACGGAGGUGGUACACUGACUGCAGAGACGAGGGCUACUAUGAUGCGACCACCUGGAUCUCCUUUACGAUGGGGU
Molecule: messenger RNA, 954 nt
Organism: Brenthis ino (lesser marbled fritillary)
Lineage: Eukaryota; Metazoa; Arthropoda; Insecta; Lepidoptera; Nymphalidae
Source: the annotation of a GenBank genome assembly